Molecule: messenger RNA, 1632 nt
Organism: Leguminivora glycinivorella
Lineage: Eukaryota; Metazoa; Arthropoda; Insecta; Lepidoptera; Tortricidae
Product: phospholipase A1 member A-like
Exons: 3
Coding region: 400-1467 (355 amino acids)
Molecular function (GO): lipase activity
Source: RefSeq, a predicted model, not a curated record
CACAACAUAGUUUAACUUAAGCAGUAGACCAGUAAACAAAAUAUAAUAUCAUUUAAAAUUGUUUUGGUAAAGAUAUACGUAAUGUAUAUAACAAUACUUGCUUUCUACAACGUGCGUGAACAUAGCGUAAAAUAGCGACAUCGAUUUUGCGUUCAUACAUAAUUGAUAUUUGACCUAUACCUAACGGUAAAAAGAAAAAAACAAAAAUCGCUCUCCAUAAUUAUAAAGACACGAAGUUUGUUAGACAAUCCUUGAGUUCUUUCAUAUCGUGUUUACUAACGCUAAUGGAAAAACGACAGCAAAUUAAAAAUAAAAAGAAUGAAUAUUUAAAUAGUUGUAAUUGUAUUCCUAUAAGAAAUAUUGGAGAAAAUUUAUGCAAUAUUGAUAUUUUCCGUGAAAAUGUUUAAAGUGAUAUUCGCGUUGUCGUGUUUUGUUCUGACGGAGUCCGUUGACUAUUCGCGGAUAGGCGAAGGUUACCACCGAGGACUCUUGCCAGAUUGUCCAGGUUCAUGGAAGCCAGCAGAAAUCACACCAAAUAGCUUGAGGAACUUAAAGAUAUCAGUAUUUGACUCUCAGGCCAGUCUCACUACAUACACUUACUACCGCGCCAAGAAAAUAGCUCGACACCCUGAGAUAGAUUUCAACAAGAAGACUAUUCUGUACGUCCCGGGGUAUCUGGACCUGUCCGCGGUACCUAUUCGGAGGACUUUGGUCCAGCUUUAUAAGGAGCUGGGUUAUAAUGUACUCAUUUUGGACUAUGAGGCCUUUGCUACAGGAGAAAUGCCAAUUGCGGCUCGUCUAAUGCGUCCAGUUGGCAAGCAUGUCGCAGAGAUGCUAUCAAACCUGACGACACUUGGACUGGACCCGAAGAAACUAGAGCUCGUCGGCCUCAGCCUGGGUGGGCAGGCCAUCAGCUUCAUCGCCAAGAACUUCCGCGAAAUUACCGGCAGGAACAUCUCCUCACUAACCGCUUUGGAUCCUGCUGGGCGCUGCUUCAGACACCUUGGGCCAGACCAAAGACUUGACCCUUCCGACGCCGAUUUCGUCCUCAGCAUUGCCACUAACAUGGACGAAUUAGGCAUAGCAACUCCAGUUGGUCACGUCACUUUCUAUGUUAACGGGGGAGAGUUCCAACCGGGCGAUGUCUGGUGGUUACCCUGCGAUACUCUUUGCAGUCACGUCAAAUCCUACAUUCUUUGGCUAUCAGCUCUGAUGCACCCAGGAAAAUUUGUAGGCAUGCAAUGUGAUUCUAUACAGCAAGCGAGAGACUUUGACUGUUUUGAUAGGAAACCUUUAGUCACAAAUACGAUGGAUUUGUAUACGGACCGAAGUAAACCGGGGAUAUAUUAUUUGAAUACGCUACAUAAGUACCCUUAUUACUUGGGGAAGGGGGGAGUGUAUAAAAGUAGUGAAGUCAUUUUAAACCAGCUAGCAUAUUUAAAUGAGGCUGAUGAAAUUUUGGUUUAGGGUCUUAUUAUAGAAAGCAAACAGGAAUAACAGGAUCGGCUAUUAUAGAGAGUUACUGUCGAAGUAAAACGUGUAAUCACAGUGUAAAGACUGCCAUCUCUCGACACAAGCUUAAAACUUUUGAACUUCAGUUUUGACAAUUUGGCCCAUAUUGUUAGCUUGAUA